GAUAAAACUUGCAAUAUCUGAGAUAAGCAGAUUGAAUCACAAUGGGUUCCAGAAAAAUGCUCAGUGCUUUGUACGCUACGUUGUAUUUGACGUGUGUGACAAGCACGUGGUCUUCAGAUUCCAUUUCAACACCACCCUGUUUGUACCGUGGACAGCAAUACCCAGUCGGUUCCUUUCAGCCGUCUGUAUGCGAACACUGUCAGUGUAGUGUUUCAGGCCAGGUAACAUGUGCGCCUCAAUUCUGCCCUCCGCCAGAAUGUGUCGAUGACGUCAAGGAUCCAUCUCAGUGCUGCCCUGUGUGCCCAAAUGGAAAGACAUGCCAAAUUACAAACAGCAGGACUAUUAUCAAAUUUGGAGAAAGAUACUUUGACGGAGGAAUGGAAUGUCGCUGUCCAUCACACGGGUCCCUUGAGGCAGAAUGUAUAUAUGUAUAAACUUAAGCUUUAAAUAAAUUAUACUUUUAUUUGAAA
Molecule: messenger RNA, 470 nt
Organism: Ostrea edulis (European flat oyster)
Lineage: Eukaryota; Metazoa; Mollusca; Bivalvia; Ostreida; Ostreidae
Product: von Willebrand factor C domain-containing protein 2-like
Exons: 2
Coding region: 42-434 (130 amino acids)
Biological process (GO): negative regulation of BMP signaling pathway
Cellular component (GO): AMPA glutamate receptor complex
Molecular function (GO): protein binding
Source: RefSeq, a predicted model, not a curated record